AUGGCUAGCCGAUUACGCGACGGGCUGCUCUAUCCGCCGCCGCCGAAGCACAAAGGUUCAAUUUUGGCAGUCGUCGUCGAAAAGAAAGGCGAUGAAACACAGACAUCGAUGCGUCAGAGCGAAAUCUACGCGUACAGUCAUGAAAUCAUCAUUCGAGGUGAUUCCUAAUUCAAACUUUUUUUUUUCUACUGCAAGAAUGUUUCAGACGGCUACAUGGUUAUGCCAAAAAUUGUCUGGAAGGAUUAUGAGCCCGGCGAAUGGUUUAUUUGUGAUCGCGUUUUUUCGACGGAUCGUCACGGACAGGAGAAAGAGGAGCGCGAGCUCAUUAACCUGCACAAAAUCGCACCGUCCGCAUACAAGAACAUGCAAAUUCCGCCAACAAGGUUCGAGCACGGAAAUGUGAAGAUUGUUCGUCCAUUCGUGCUUUGCCCUCUCUUCAUACGGAAUAGAGAGACGCGAAAUUCGUACGGAUCGUACAAAAAAGUCUACCUGUUGAAUUUGGGCCAAGGAUUUGUCAGUUUUCGAAAUGAUCAGACAAAUAAAGUCAAUUAACAUUUUCAGUUUUCCGACCGAACUGCGCUGUUCAAGAGUUUAUGCUCAAAUCGGGUUUACAACGGUGUUUUUGAAUUCCGCGCGAAAGACAACGGAGCCGUCAAUUUUGGAUACCGUAGUAGUGAGCUGAAAGACAACACAGGGCAUGUGCUCGAACGGGAUUCAAUGUGGGAGUUAGUGAAUAUUGUGUCAUUCGAUUCGGGCAUCAAUAAUAUGCUGUUGCAGGAUCACCCGCAAAUGGUGAACGAUGUGAGUUAUCGAAGUUCCAAUUUGAACUCCUAACUUCACUUAUUUCAGCUGAACGAUCUGCAGGAAUAUGCGCAAAAGUUCAAUGAAAAUCUCGAGAGACAGAAAGCGUUUGAAGCGAAAAGAAGAACUGCCGUUCAAGUGCCGAAACACAACAUUGUCAAAACCCAAUUGGUACCCGUUGCGAAAUUGGAGCCGCCGAGUAGUCCGAACCGAUCGAUGCCAUUGCCCGUUCCCCGGGAGCCUCGGAAAACUGGCUGCGCUCGUGUCGAUGAGCUGCAACACCAGCUUCAUCAGCUGCGAGUGGGGAUGCUGCAAAAGCCGACAAUGACUCCCCGAGAACUCAACAAUUGGCUCGAUCCGGAGCUCGCGAACAGACAUAUCGCUCCUCCGCAGCCUAAUAGAAAUCUUCAAGUCCCCGGCAGCUCAGGUUACACCCAGGUUUAUUGAUUUGCAAUCACUUCGUUCUUUUUCAGAUACGACGAUGACACACGACGAAACGCCUGUUUCGCAAGCUGUUUUUCAAAACGAGCCGAUGUUUCGUGUGCCGGUGAUCACAAACCGGGAACAAUUGGAAGCGCACCGUUCUCGCACUAUUCAGCAAUCCUUGUUCGACGAUCCAGAUGCGGGUAGACCAGUGUUGAAGUGGAUCGAUCGGGAAACAGGAGAGAAAUCGACAGACAGCGAUAUUCUCGUGAGUUUUAAAAACUUACUCGUUCCAGUUUUUUUUUAAUUCAUUUUUCAGAAUUACAAGUUCGAUGUUCGGUACAAUGUCGGAGAAGAUCCUCGGCUCGCUAUUCCGGAUCCCGUGCCUGCGAGCCAUAACCAUACUCUCUCCGAUUUGAGCUUCCUUCAGCGCAGUACUGUUAUCGAGCCUCUGGCCUCGUCAACCCCGCGCACAAGUCCGGAGCCACAACGCCGAAGAAACCAAAACGAACGGAGAUCUGAAGCUCCUCCCGCUCUACUAACAAUCGGCAGAAACGUUUUUCCCUCGCAGCCUCGGAAUGAACCACCGUCUGCGCUUCGAAACGAACGUGUGGCACAACUCAGAAACGAAACUCCACAGCGCCGCCCUAUAGAGUCAUUGAUGCAGCCACACAGUCCACAACAACAUCACGAUGGAAAUGAAACCGACGCGACGGUCACUCUUUGCGAGUUGCAGAGAGAUGUGAGUUCCUUCUCUGUUCCUGCAGUUCUUGAUUGUUUCUUUUUCAGAACAACGCUAAUCCGACUGGACCUCGGCGCCGCAUCGCAAACCUUCAACGCUAA
Molecule: messenger RNA, 2067 nt
Organism: Caenorhabditis sp. 36 PRJEB53466
Lineage: Eukaryota; Metazoa; Nematoda; Chromadorea; Rhabditida; Rhabditidae
Source: the annotation of a GenBank genome assembly